Molecule: messenger RNA, 567 nt
Organism: Trypanosoma cruzi
Lineage: Eukaryota; Euglenozoa; Kinetoplastea; Trypanosomatida; Trypanosomatidae
Exons: 1
Coding region: 1-567 (188 amino acids)
Source: RefSeq, a predicted model, not a curated record
AUGUUGCAAUUAACAACCGUUCGCUGCUUUAAGGGGCUUGACAGUUUAAAGGGGUUUGGUUCAUUGUUUGGCGACGGAACUCGGUGCGAUAAUGCAGGAAGCUGUUCAGGGGGUAGAGGAGGGGUUUCUUUUUUAAAUAGUGGAUUUGGUUUUGGAUCGUUUUCAAAUGGUUUACCCACGAAAAUUUCGAGCGGGUUUUCGUCUGGUUCUCAGGGGUUUGGCUCAUUUGGAGGUGGACGUGGUUCCGAGGGAGGAAAUUGGAGUGGCCCAUUCGGUGGCCCAUUAGGUGGACUGUUUGAAAAGGCCCUGGAGUGGUGUAGCGAGGCUCAUGCACAUGACAUUGCGCGACGUCAAGGGAUUGAUAUCCGAGAAAUCCGUUUUGAAAAGACACCAGAAGGUGGCGUAAAAGUUUUUGUGGAUGCACCACAGGCAACUCCAAAACAAAUUGAACAGCUCGGAGAGCAAGUGAUGGUGGAAUGCCCAGUGGCUCGUUUUAGGAAAACUCAUUUGACGUCGCCUCAGCAGACAGUUCAAUGGCUCCGUCUUCCUGAUCGUUACGACCGCUAG